CUUCUGCUUCCCCCGUUGGCGUUUGUGCAGCCGUCAGCUUUCCCUCCUUCCUCCUUCCCUCCCUUCGUCGUUCCGCUGCGGGUCGUGUUGCCGGCAGGGCAGGUCGGGCCCCCCUCGGCUCGGGCUGUCGGUGGCUGUGUUCCCCUCUCACAGUGCAGAGCUCCCUGAAGAUGUCUGGCUCAUAUUGCUUCAAACUGUCUGGACAUUUGCUGUUUAACUCCUGAAGCUUUUCUGCCAUCUAUUUUUCUCCUGAAGCCUUAAUCUAUUAAGGGAUCAUAAUUGGCUGCUAUGGAGUCCAGAUCAGCUACAACAUGAGAAGAUGUACUCAAGAUGAUCGAACCAGAAGAUUUUUUCACCUCAUAGAAUCUUAUUUUUGUUUAUAAUGUAAUAUAAUUUGACAGAGCCAGGUUCAAUUAUUUAUCUUGAAAUUAAGACACGCCUGUGACCUUCAUCAGAAAUGUUUCUAGCAUUUUCAAGGAAAAAUAUGUCCCAGAAACUGAGCAUGUUUUUACUAGUUUUUGGCAUCAUCUGGGGUUUGAUGUUGCUACGCUACACUUUUCAGUAUCCAAGACGCCAAAGCAGUGCUGAGUUGCGUGGACAGAUAUUAGAUCUAAGCAAAAGAUAUGUCAAAGCACUGGCAGAAGAAAAUAAAAACUUAAUGAAUGGUGGUGGUGGAGCCUCUAUGGCUGGAUAUGCUGAUCUUAAAAGAACAAUUGCUGUUCUUCUAGAGGACAUCUUACAACGCCUUGUGAAAUUGGAAAACAAAGUUGAUUACAUCGUUGUGAAUGGCUCAGCAACGAAUACCACUAAUGGAACUAGCAAUCAGAUGCCAGUAACUUCAAAUAGACGUGCAAAACCAGCGAGCAACAUUAGAUAGCACACAGGGGCACUUUGUGUUGCUACAUCUAUGAUGGGUAAUCUUUAAGAUAAGCAUUUUAUCUCUGGCUAGGGCAAUGCAGUAGUUGACUCUAAAAGAAGCAUAAACUAUUCUAUUAUACAAUGUGCUGGCUCUAUAUAGGUCUAACUUACGUGCAUAGGUUUUCAAAGCAUAAUGUCAUUGCCUUUGAGCCAUACUUCCGAAGUGAUUGUUGUCUUUAAAGAUAUUUUGAUAUCACGGUUUGACGUAGUAUGCCAUUGGAUAAUAACAAUAAAUGGAAAGCAACGGGGAACUUAAAGGUAGGUUUCUAAGUAUAUUUAUUUAAGUAUAAAUAGAACAUAUCUUUUGGAUAGGUGAGCAGUAUUGUAGCUUAUUCAUGUUUUGUGAUCUGCAUUAAGCUGAGGUAACAGGAAAACACAUUGCUAAACAGAUGGCAGAAAAUGUAUAUACUUACAGUAUUUUGUUAUUCAUUUACUAAACAAUAUUGAGGAUAGCAUUGGCAGUAAUAUUUAAAAAUUGUGACCCAAAGAAUGUCUUUAUUUGCACUGUUUGUCAGAAUAGCUAGAGAGAAUUUACUGUAUAUUUAAGAAAAUUAAUUAUAAUGGGAAAGCACCCUAGGUAGUAACACUGUCUAGGUGUAUCUUUAUGCCAGAGUUAGUGCGGUUAGAAUAUCAAAAGCAAAUCAUAAUAUGUGAUACCUUAGAUGAUAAUUUCUUACAAAGAUAUUUAAGUGUAUGUAUUUUGUAAUUGCAGAUAAAACUAUUUAAGUGAUGGAAAUAAGUUUUGGAUAUGUGAAUACUGUUUAUUUUUAUUCACUGCUGUUUCUCUUGAACCUUUUAGUACCUUGCAAUUCAUGAUGAGUACAGCACACCAUCUCCCUAAAUUGCUUUUUUCGUUGGGAGUAAAAGCAAUGAAAGGAAGCAAGGCAUCUCUAUACUUAGUA
Neopsephotus bourkii (Bourke's parrot) is the source of this 1820-nucleotide messenger RNA. RefSeq names its product coiled-coil domain containing 126 (gene CCDC126). The transcript is spliced from 4 exons. The record is from RefSeq and is a predicted model, not a curated record. Lineage: Eukaryota; Metazoa; Chordata; Aves; Psittaciformes; Psittacidae. Bases 458 to 877 code for a protein of 139 amino acids.